CGGCUGUUCCGGGCGCAGGUCCGGCCGCGGAGGCGGGGCGGGCUCCCGCGCCGGCCGGGCGGGCCGAAGAGUCUCUGCCCCUUCCUUAAGCGACAACUUUUUGAGCAAACCACAGGGCGGGAGGAGGGGUUUGUCCCGCGGAGAGAGAGGAGGAGGAGGAGGAGGAAGUAAGGGGAGCGCCGAGGCCGGAGGGGCAGGGGGCUGCUCCGUGCCUCCGCUGCUGCCCCGCUCCCCCCGCGGUCCCUGUGGAAUCUGCUGGGCCCGCCGCGGCCGGACUGCUGCAAACUGCCGGCGGCCCGAGCCCACAGCUGGGACUGCCUGCGGUCCCCUCCGCCCCGGGGGCGCGGAGGGAGCCGACAGGACUUCGCGGAGCCCCUCUCUGUUACUAGCUGCUUUUAACCACCUACGAUGAGGAUCCGUCUGGCGAGAAGAUGGACGUGGGUCCGUAAAAGCUGCAUGUUCCUCGGCUUCUUGACGAUCGCUUACUUUGUGGUCGAGCUGUCGGUUUCUUCCUUCGGUGCCUCCCUCGCCGGAGAGAGCAUCACUAAAGGGAAAUGGGAGAGGCGCUUUUCUGACAGAGCAGAAGAAGCUGUAGAUUUGGCUCGUCCAGUUUAUGACAAACCCCCGCCUGAUCCUCAUGCCCCAGGAGAAUGGGGUAAACCCUCUCGCCCGCAGCUGAGUCCCGAGGAGAAGAAACAGGAAGAAGAGCUGAUCGAGAAGUAUGCAAUUAAUAUUUAUUUGAGUGAUAAAAUCUCUCUCCACCGGCACAUUGAAGAUAAUCGACUGAGUGGUUGUAAGACUAAAUCUUAUGACUACAGAAGACUGCCCACUACAUCUGUUAUAAUUGCUUUUUACAAUGAAGCCUGGUCAACAUUGCUGCGGACGAUACAUAGUGUUCUUGAAACAUCACCUUCAGUGCUUCUGAAAGAAAUUAUACUGGUGGAUGACCUGAGCGAUAAAACGUAUUUGAAGGCUGAACUUGAAAAAUACAUAAGCAGUCUGAAAAGAGUUCGCUUGAUAAGAACCAACAAACGAGAAGGAUUAGUUCGUGCACGUUUAAUUGGCGCUACCUUUGCUACUGGUGAUGUCCUCACAUUCCUAGAUUGUCACUGUGAAUGUGUCUCUGGCUGGCUGGAACCAUUGCUCGAGAGGAUUGCUGAGAAUGAGACUGUUAUUGUUUGUCCUGUCAUUGACACCAUUGACUGGAAAACAUUUGAGUACUACAUGCAAACAGCAGAGCCCAUGAUUGGGGGCUUUGACUGGCGUCUGACAUUCCAGUGGCACUCGGUGCCUAAACAUGAACGUCUCAGGCGCAAAUAUGAAACCGACCCAAUCAGAUCCCCAACUAUGGCUGGUGGCUUGUUUGCUGUCAGCAAGAAAUAUUUUGAGUACCUGGGUACCUAUGAUACAGGAAUGGAUGUUUGGGGAGGGGAGAACUUAGAAUUAUCAUUUAGGGUUUGGCAGUGUGGAGGCAUGUUGGAAAUUCAUCCGUGCUCCCAUGUGGGUCAUGUGUUUCCAAAGCGUGCACCCUAUGCUAGACCAAAUUUCCUUCAGAACACGGCACGUGCUGCUGAGGUGUGGAUGGAUGAGUUCAAAGAUCACUUUUACAACAGAAAUCCAUCAGCAAGAAAAGAAAACUAUGGAGAUAUUUCUGAGAGAAAGAUACUUAGAGAGCGUUUGAAAUGCAAGAGUUUUAACUGGUAUUUAAAAAAUGUAUUUGCUGAGUUGCACGUACCAGAAGAUCGUCCUGGCUGGCAUGGUGCUAUCCGCAGCACAGGAAUAUCUUCAGAGUGCCUUGACUAUGUCUUACAAGAACAUAAUCCUACUGGGUCUCACCUUUCUCUCUUUGGCUGUCAUGGUCAGGGAGGCAACCAGUUUUUUGAAUAUACAUCAAAUCAGGAGAUUAGAUUUAACUCUGUAACUGAGCUAUGUGCUGAAGUUCCUGAACAUGAAGACUUCAUUGGUAUGAGGAGCUGCCCAAAAGAUGGUUCUCCUGUGCCAGAAAUUAUUAUCUGGCAUUUCAAAGAAGAUGGGACUAUUUAUCAUCCUCAUUCAGGGAAGUGCCUUACUGCUUAUCGUACAACUGGGGGGCGUGCAGAUGUGCAGAUGAGAACUUGUAAUGCUGCAGAUAAAAACCAGAUGUGGAAAUUUGAGAAAUAAUCACUGCUGGUAGUAUGAAUUGAAUGGACUCUCCAAGGUUUUUGGAGUAAUCUCCAAAGUUUUUACGUGCAUGAACAGAUAGCAACAUUUGAUUGAAUACUUUGGAAUGUUUUCAGAUGUGUCUGUAGUGGUGUAGAAACUAUCUCUUGUGGUCAACUGUAUAGAAAGCAAAAGUAAAUCCUGGAGUUUGGUUUCUAAAACAUGGAAUACAGAUCUAACGCCUUUUAUUUUUGUAAAA
Messenger RNA from Pipra filicauda (Wire-tailed manakin), 2398 nucleotides. RefSeq names its product polypeptide N-acetylgalactosaminyltransferase 4 (gene GALNT4). The record is from RefSeq and is a predicted model, not a curated record. The transcript has a single exon. Bases 409 to 2160 code for a protein of 583 amino acids. Lineage: Eukaryota; Metazoa; Chordata; Aves; Passeriformes; Pipridae. Gene Ontology annotation, cellular component: Golgi apparatus.